Molecule: messenger RNA, 11724 nt
Organism: Haliotis rufescens (red abalone)
Lineage: Eukaryota; Metazoa; Mollusca; Gastropoda; Lepetellida; Haliotidae
Product: protein Hook homolog 3-like
Exons: 22
Coding region: 112-2256 (714 amino acids)
Biological process (GO): cytoplasmic microtubule organization; cytoskeleton-dependent intracellular transport
Cellular component (GO): centrosome; cytoplasm
Molecular function (GO): dynein light intermediate chain binding; microtubule binding
Source: RefSeq, a predicted model, not a curated record
GAGUUGCGACCCCUGUUAACCAAAAAUACCAAGAUCAAACAAUAUUUUCUUCAUGGGCUGAUUAAUCACUUCUAUUUUCAUUGGAGUUUGUUUGAUUUGAUUUUCGCGAAAAUGGAUAGAGACAAACUUUGUACCAGCCUUAUCACUUGGCUGAAGACUUUCAAUAUAGAUGUGCCAUGCAGCACGGCUGAUGAGCUUAGUAAUGGAAUAGCCAUGGCACAAGUACUUCACCAGAUAGCUCCAGAUUACUUCAGUGAAUCCUGGAUGUCUAAGAUGAAGAGAGAUGACACCCUAAACUGGAGGUUAAAGGUCAGCAACUUGAAGAAAAUAUUGAAAGGAAUACUGGAAUAUAAUCUUGAGGUGCUUGGUAUACAGAUUCAAGGUUUCCAGAUGCCCGAUAUAAAUGCCAUAGGUGAACACAACAAUGCAUCUGAGCUGGGGCGGUUGCUGCAGCUGAUCCUGGGCUGUGCUGUCAACUGUGAGGAGAAGCAUGAGUACAUCCAGCGCAUCAUGGCCAUGGAGGAGUCAGUGCAGCAGAUGAUCAUGAACGCCAUUCAGGAGUUGAUGACAAAAGAAAUUGCUUCUGCGGCAGAUUCCGAGUCAGAAAUGGCAGAACAGCUGAAGAAGACGGUGGAAGAAUUGAAUAGUGCCUUAGAAGCUAAAGAAGAACUCUUGCAACGAUGUCACGAACUUGAUAUGCAGGUGGCGUCACUGUCAGAGGAGAAGACAAUGUUCAGUGUGGAGAAUGAGAGACUAUUGGAGAGACUCCAUCAAGCUGAGAGUAUGGACGAUCCAAGUACCCCUGCUGGAAAGAGGUACCACCACCUAUCUAGUCAGAUAGAAAAACUACAGGAAGAGGUGUAUAAGCUGGAGACAGGCAAGGAUGAUUACAGAAUCAAAUUUGAAGUGGCAUCAAAAGAACUUGCAGAACAGAAGGAAAAGAAUGCUGAGUUAUCAGCAUUAGCCGAUGAAGCCAGGUCGUUAAAAGAUGAACUGGACAUUCUUAGACAUACAUCAGAACAAGUGGCCAAAUACGAAUCAACAAUUGAGUCCUAUAAAAAGAAAUUGGAGGACAUGAGUGAUUUACGAGGACAGAUAAAAAUGUUAGAAGAGAAAAAUACUAAAUAUAUGCAAGAGCAUUUAGAACUACAAGAGGAUGCACGUAAGGCGUCCUCCUUGAAGCAGCAGCUGGAGAUGUACAAGAUCCAGACCCAUGAGCUGCAGAGCAAGUUGGCAGAUGAGAUCAAACGAGCUGACAAGGCCGAGUUUGAGUUCAAGAGGGUGCAGGAGAAGAUGGUUACAUUGCAGAGUGAGAGAGAUAGAAUAGCGACUGAGCGGGAUUCCCUCAAAGAGAUGAAUGAGGAGCUGAAAUGUACAACCCAGUUCCAGGUGCCGGACAUCGUGGCCGGGAAUAAUGAGCUACCAGACCUGGCAUCCACACCGCAUCGCAUGGAAAUGCUUUCAAUACCUCCAGAAAUUAAGGAGAAAUUACUUCGUCUAGAGCAUGAGAACAGGAUGUUGACGAUGGGGUCGGCAGGGACGCAGGAUGAGCAGACACAGUUGAUACAGACGAUGCUGGACGAUGCCAAUGCCAGGAAGAAUGAGCUAGAGACAGAAGUCAGGAUAGGGAACCAGCGUAUCUUGGAGCUUGAGGCGCAGCUGGAGGACCUCCAGGACAACAAGCUGUCCAGUGUUUCCAACACCGAGGUCAUACAGCUGCAUAAGAAGAUCAACGAGCUGGAGCAGAAGGUGGACAGUCAGACCACGGAGCUGGGUCAGCGUAACCGUGAGCUGGCACAGCUGCAGGGACAGGUCAGCGCUGGCGCCGACAGGGUGCUGUCUCUCCAGGAACAACUCAACAAGAAGGAUGACGACAUGAAGACGAUGGAGGAACGAUACACCAGAUACCUCGAGAGGGCCAAACAGGUUGUGUCUGAGAUGAGCAGCAUGCAGAAGAUGGAUGGCGAUGCUCCUGAGCUUCAGUUGCUGAGGAACCAGCUGAUAGAAAAGGAGAGGCAGAUAUCACAGAUGGAGAAGGAGAGUGAGAAGACGAGGAACAUACGAGACCAGGAACAGAAGCUGAUGGUGUCUGCCUGGUACAAUCUGGGUAUGCAAAUCCAGAGGAAAGAAGCUGAAGAGAGACUUGUCAACAGCUCCCUGGGUCAGUCAUUCCUAGCACGCCAACGUCAGACUCGCACUCGUCAGGGCCAGCCACAAGUCACCAACCGUCCCAAUUCUACAAGUCAAUUCAACUAAACUGUAAGUGUUCAACGAAGGUACUCAUUGAAUAUUCAGUCUAUGCCACAUUUUGCUUCUGUAUGCAUCACUGUAUCACGAUGAAUCUAUGUCACACACACUGUGUCAUGUGUCACAUCUAGGUCAGACAGGAGGUCAAUAUUUCACAACAUUGUCAUUUGCACUGGGAUUUCCUUCAGUCCAACAACAUACCUCAGUUAACACUGAAUUACUACAAACUAUCCACUAUCUACAAUAAAAGCUUCCUAUUUUGAGCAAGAUUUUAAUUGUUUCACACUUUUGAUUUUAAGAAAUGUUUCAGUACUGAAUGUAUGUCUAUAUGCACUAGUUCGUAAUCUUUUGAUGUAAAUAAUGAAAAGUUUAAUCAGAAAAGCACACGUUUGGGGAAAGGGACCAGAUGUUCUCACUUCGUCAAACAAUUUUAUCUUGGUAAACAUGGUAAAGUUUUUUUUAUCAUGUUUGUUUUAUACCAUCUACAUCUAUGCUUUUGAAAUGAAGUGUUCAAGUGUUAUUUCUGUGUUAGAUUUGACAGAAGGGAGUCAAACAGCAUGACAUAUUUAAUCUUGUAUUGCUGAGAAGGAUAAACUCUCACUAUGGAGGAAGGACAAGGGUUAAAGUAUGCAUGAUCUCUUAUUACUGCUGCAUGUUCGGGGGAUAUAAGGUUCACUGCACCGUGGUUUCACACCAACAAAUCAGUAGUCGUUGGCCCCGUUCCAGAAAGUAGUCUUGGCAAUAUGAGGAUCUUAGCUGCCAUAUUUUAAUAUAUACCUAUGGUAGUCGUAGUACUAAGAUGAUCAUAACAGCCAUACUUUAACAUACACUUAUAAGAUGGUCGUGGUUGCCAUACUUUAAGAUACACUUCUGAUUGUCGUAGUACUAAGAAGAUCGUAGCAACCAUACUUUAACAUACACUUAUAAGAUGAUUGUAUUUGCCAUACUUUAAGAUACAUUUCUGAUAGUCGUAUAACUAAAACAUAACAUAAAAUCGCAUUGUCUUAAAUGAUAUGUUGGGUUGAAGUUUUACCAUGUUUACUGUAAUUUAAAUGCGUUGCUUGUAGCAGAAGGUUUUAUUAGCAUGCAAUUUCAUACUGAACAUUUGAAGAAGGAGUUUCUCUUUUUAUUGAAACUGACAUGGACAUGAUGGAAAUGUUGGCAUAUUUCUGAUUAUUUCUGAUUAAGUGACAAGUUAACAAGCUUUACUUUUGGGUGAGUGAUUAAAUGAUGCCUAUCAUACACCCUUGAUCUUGACAUUCGUACUUGUGUUUCUUUAGUCUCUUUACAUAUGUUGUUAACAAUUUUCUACUAACCCUGUUUUGUUGUCUUUGCAGUGUCUCACUUGGCACUAGCAAUAACAUCCCGUCGUCAUGACAACAGUGACAUCAUCGCUAUCAUGGGAUUGGUGCUUGACAGUGGCGGCAGUGCACACUAUUGCUGGCUGUGUUUCAUACACUCAUAUAUUAUUCUGUAUCAGUGAGAUGCAGACUGUAUUAUAUGUAUUAUAUAGCAUACAAGAUGAAUAUGUUUAGCAUGAGUAUAUGCAUUCGUAUGCAGCGGAAAUUGAAGGGAGACAACUCGACUCAGAAAGUUUGAAUAUUGAUGGCAAUUAUCAUGAAAAAUUCUGAUAACAGAAACCAUUCUAGUGGAGCUGAGACCUGAGCUGGGUUCUAUGACACAUAGUCCAUGACAGAAUAAUGUGACAUUAUUCUCUCAUAAAAAUAAUAUGUCUAUUUAUAAUAUGCCAGAUUUACUUAGUGAAUGCUCAUGAUGCUGGCUCAUGGGAUGGGUGUGUGUGUUUUCAAUCUAUUUGUCCUUGGCUGGAAUUUUUAAGUGGGUUGAGCAUGAAACAUCAUCAGGAUCAACAAUAAAGAAGUUGUUAUAUGCAAGUAUCUUGAAAAUUAGUAAGUUCCAGUACAUUUGACUAAUUAUGUUGACGGAGAAUUGCUUGAUUGAAAAUUAUCAUUUCUCAUCCAUGAGAACUGAACGAAUCAAGCUCUCAAGCAUUGGGUCUGCUUCAUAAGAAUUCCUACACUCAUGCUGAGCAUAAUGAUGAGAUGUAUAUUGUUAAGUCAUGCAUCACUGAGUAACAACACACUAACUGCCUUAACAUCAGAAAACUAACAGCAGGCUAUGGGGGCCUUACUCACAUCCUUUGUGUAUCAGGGUUACAUUGGUCAUUGUCUUGUCAGCCCAUUAAUAAAUGUUACAUUGAAAACAAGCUCAGUUCAUCUCAUUAAAAGUGAGCCCAGUAGGUGUUUUGAUGAUCUUUUAAAAAGAUAUUGAAAAUGUAUAACUUUAGUGAUCAAGAUUGGUAGGUUAGUUGAUGAUGUGAUGUUUGGAGAUGAAUGUGAGAAUGUUUGACUGCAUGUGUUUGAGAUGAUGUUAAAGUAACAGAUGAUGUUUUUUCUGUAUGUUUGUAACAUGAUAGUAUAUGGUCAUGGCACCAAACCUCAAACCAUUUUAUAAGAAUAAAAAGAAAAUUACUGUCUCAGAUAUUAAGAUGAUGUUUUUUGUGUUUCAUUGCAUGGCAUUUCUUUGGUUUAUUAUGUGGGCUUGCUUUGUGGUCAUUGAAUUAUAUUUGCAUGCCAGGGUUAAGCAGUUAUGUUUCAUUUCAUCUUUGAUUGCCGUGCUUUGGUUUUCAGAUAUUUUACAGUGAAUCAUUUGUUGUAUGUACAUUUCAUCCUAGUCUUAAAGUGGUUACUCUGCUUUUGGUAUUUGUAUUUUCAUGUGAAUUAUUUGCUUACUUUGCAGUUUUGUGUCUAUAACAUCUUAUCAGGGUAUGUAGAGCUGUCUUGCAGUCUGACCAUAUUUACCUGAUUAUGUAAACCCAAUAACCAUGAUAACAGACAGUCUUAGACAUGUAACAUGCAGAUAAUAGUAUAUACAGAACAAAAAAGUUAGGAGAUCAUGAAAUAUUUUUAUAUACAAUACACAUUUAAAGUAAGUCUUCGCUACGAAAAAAUAUCCCCCAAAUUAUUCAUGGUCCCUGUUUUUGUUCAAUAUAUAGAUAUCAUCAUGAUCAUGAGUUGACCAUGACUGUUACUGUAACAGGAUAUGUUGGAGACAAAGCAGGAUUAGAAAUAGACUGUUUCACUAGUCUGCAAAACAUUGUCAUCUACCAAGUGGUUCAAGUGAUAAUCCACAAGGAAAUGCUGCUGAUCCUCCCUGAAUUUUACUUGUCUUAGACUAGUGGAUGUAUGUUAAUGUUGAGCCCUUAUUAUACACAAAACAAUUGAGCUUAUCAUUGUAAUUGUUGUGUCAAGUGAUUAUGAUGGUUUAUAAGAUUUUUGUAGAAGUAAUUGUAGAAAAUAGUUCCUUUCACUUUCUUCUAAAAAGUAGUUAAAACUAACUAAAUAAAAUCAGUUGUCACUGUUGGAAGUCCUCCAUUGUAUGAUUAAGCUGUUUGUGGAUCUCUUCAUCUAAAUAUCAAACUUCAAUGCCAGGGAAUAACCUGUCUUGACUAUCUGCUGAAACAGUUGCCAUUGGGCGUAUAAGGCAAAAUUGCUGUGAAAAGUUCAUGAAUGGAUCACUGAAAAUCAGUGAUGACACCAGGUGUUCGCGAAAUGUCUGUUAUCAGAGGUUGGCUUCUUGGUGAUUUAAACAGCAUGGGUUUGUAUUAUCCUCAUUGCACAUGGGUCAGAGAAAGGAUUCCUGAUCCACGUGUGGGCAUGUUUUUGUGUGUGGGCAAAUGUUUUUGGUUGAUAUAUUGUUACAACUGAAGACAGUUACAUGAUGUAACUUGCAUGGUGCAGUGAGUUAUCAGACUUGGCAUGUGUAUCGAAAUUGGUAUAAGCUGGGAAUUCUUAAUCAUGCUUCUUGUCAGCUUGUCUGGUGAGGAUAUUGAUGUAUACUCACAUUUGAAUCUGGAUUUUAAUUGAAAUAUGACAUUGUCUUGGCUACAUUAUCUUAGAAAUAUUUAUAGUAAUUCAGCAGUCAAUGUUAUUGUGUUGUGUUGGUAAGUUCAGAUUCCUAUGUUGGUUAGGUAAGCAAACUGUGAACCUGUUUAGCUGAUAUUCUGUUUAUGUGUAAGUAAUGUGUCAAAAUGCUUCCCAUGCUGAUUAAAUCAGAAGAAAUAUAUAUAUAUAUAUUUAUAGAAUGUAGAAAUAAUCUAAGCAUGUGGCAGAUCAGUAUGCAUACUAUACUUUAUUACCUAUAUUAUAUUUUACCACUUAGUUUAACAUGUCUAUGAAAACCACUAAUGGUUUGUUACCUUUAUCAAAUUUCCUAAACUAUCAUAGUAAUUCAACCAUUUUAUUUCCUUUAGAUACUUUCUUGAGGUUCUCUUCAUUUCUUCUAACAAAAUAUCAACAGAUUGGUCAUUGCCCCUGGGGACUUGACAUUGACAUUCAUUGAGUUGUCAUUUGUUUUACUCACAUGGUAUUUACACUCAAGAGUUGUCAUUGGUCCUGGUGACUUGGUAUUGUCAUUCAUGCAGUGUCAUUGGUCCUGGUGACUUGGUAUUGACAUUCAUGCAGUGUCAUUGGUCCUGGUGACUUGGUAUUGACAUUCAUGCAGUGUCAUUGGUCCUGGUGACUUGGUAUUGACAUUCAUGCAGUAUCAUUGGUCCUGGUGACUUGGUAUUGACAUUCAUGCAGUGUCAUUGGUCCUGGUGACUUGGUAUUGACAUUCAUGCAGUGUCAUUGGUCCUGGUGACUUGGUACUGUCAUUCAUGCAGUGUCAUUAGUCCUGGUGACUUGGUAUUGACAUUCAUGCAGUGUCAUUGGUCCUGGCGACUUGGUAUUGACAUUCAUGCAGUGUCAUUGGUCCUGGUGACUUGGUAUUGACAUUCAUGCAGUGUCAUUGGUCCUGGUGACUUGGUAUUGACAUUCAUGCAGUGUCAUUGGUCCUGGUGACUUGGUACUGUCAUUCAUGCAGUGUCAUUGGUCCUGGUGACUUGGUAUUGUCAUUCAUGCAGUGUCAUUGGUCCUGGUGACUUGGUAUUGACAUUCAUGCAGUGUCAUUGGUCCUGGUGACUUGGUAUUGACAUUCAUGCAGUGUCAUUGGUCCUGGUGACUUGGUAUUGACAUUCAUGCAGUGUCAUUGGUCCUGGUGACUUGGUAUUGGCAUUCAUGCAGUGUCAUUGGUCCUGGUGACUUGGUAUUGACAUUCAUGCAGUGUCAUUGGUCCUGGUGACUUGGUAUUGACAUUCAUGAAGUGUCAUUAGUCCUGGUGACUUAGUAUUGUCAUUCAUGCAGUGUCAUUGGUCCUGGUGACUUGGUACUGUCAUUCAUGCAGUGUCAUUGGUCCUGGUGACUUGGUAUUGACAUUCAUGCAGUGUCAUUGGUCCUGGUGACUUGGUAUUGACAUUCAUGAAGUGUCAUUAGUCCUGGUGACUUAGUAUUGUCAUUCAUGCAGUGUCAUUGGUCCUGGUGACUUGGUACUGUCAUUCAUGCAGUGUCAUUGGUCCUGGUGACUUGGUAUUGACAUUCAGGCAGUGUCAUUGGUCCUGUUGGUUUGGUAUUGACCUGUCUUGGUUGAAACAUUAUCUUUCUGACCUUUGUCAGUUGCCAUCGGUUGUAGUGACAUGACAAUGACGUGUGAGCUAUCCUUGGUCAGGUGAAACAUUAUUCACAUGAUAUUUGAACAUGAAUUAUGUUAUAUGAUAAUUCUGGAAUUUACAUUAUUGUUUUUAUAAAUACUUUCGAUUCAGCAUGAUGAUUCUUUGCUUGUCAAACGCUUUAACAUUUCCCUGAUAGCAAAGAAGUGGAACACAUGUCUUUACCAAACUUGUGUUUCCUCAAAACAUUGAAUCAUCACACUUGAAAGCCAACUUUGAAAAGGUAUCCCUCAGAGUAAGCAGCUUGUUGUCAGUUGUUGGGUGUAGUCAUACAGUUGCAUGGCACUGAUUCCUGUAAGCUGUAUAGCCCCAACACAGGAUCUUUAUAUUAAUGAUCUGGCCAAUGUGUUUGUAGUCAUUUUCCUAUCAUUUAGGUUAAAAUAUUGAUAGAAAGUACUUAACGUACUCAUUUUGUUCCCAUAUAACCACAAAGAGUUUGUCUGAUUACUCAAUGUAUGUCCAGUUAAUCCUGUAAUCCAAACCACUGGGCAUCAGUCCACAUCAGGGCAUUGAUAUACCGCUGUCACAGAGAUAUACAUACCAUGUAUGUGAUACACAGUCACUGCUCACUGACAAGGGUGUACAUGCAUGUAUUCUACAUAUGGAUGUAUUUUACCUAUCCUUCAAUAUGAUGGUUUAUCAGGGAUACCGUAUACCUGUAUAUACAUAGUGUAGCUGUUUCAACCAUUAUGAAUGAUUCACUUGCAGUAUGUCAGAGCCAUCUUACAGAAUGAAUGUCAUCAUAUAUAUCACAGCCAUCUUAAAGAAUGAUUGGCAUGCCAUAUAUCUGAUGCAUCCUAAAGGAUGAUUGAGAUGUAUAGUGGACAUUUUCAGUAUUGAUUUGUUGUGAUGUAUUUACACCUAGUUGUUGAAGCCAAACUUUGCAGUGAUAUCCUUCUUGCAUAGGUUGAGUGGUACAGUAUCUAGUUUGUCAGAAAGGAUGACUGGUAAAUGUUUCUAUUUUCAAUUUAGAUUGAAGAUUUGGUGUUAUAAUAUACACCUAGUUUGGUAAAUGACUGCAGUAUUACACACCUUUAAUUUAUAAGUCUGAAGAGCUAUUGAGAUUUCAAGUUUGUGUUACCUGUGAUGUAAAUGCUAUGAUAUUUAUUACAGAUUAACUUGAAGAUGCCAACUUGCCAUGUGGAAGGAUAAUAUACUGAGCACCUAUAUUUCUUUUUGAAGAAAUUCAUAUUAUCAUUUAGAAAAAUUGAAACUGAACAUUCUGAAGAGCCACUGAAACCAGAAGACAUUGCAAAGCUAGAGUAAUCGUAACAGUGGUGUUGGAUGUUACUCUUUCUAUUGAUCAAUGGUUUGGACAGACUUAUUUAUCAGCAGCAUUGAUAUAGCUGAAAUAUUGCUGACUUCGGCAUUAAAUGAAAAACAAAUCCUUUUCACUUUGGAUACCAGCAAUAAGGCUAAUCUCAUGGGGAGUAUGACUACCAUUCAGUAUAGUUUAUACAUAGAGAUGUGCCAUUACAAAUCAUAGACACUUCAACAACAGAAAUUAACCUGAAAUGUUUGGAAUAACAUGACAACCCCUUAACAUCACGAAAUUCUGCUAGUCAUCAGGAUACUUACUUACAAUAGAUGAACUGAUCAGGCUAGCUGGCAUGUGAAUUUCUACCCCUGUACUUUUUUACAUGUGUAUAAUCUCUUAGUCAAGUGGGGAAUAUGGGUUUUAUCAUUUGUUAUCGAAACAGACUGUAACCCGAGGCAGACAUUUAUUCAAAGUUAUGCAAAAUCUUCCAGGAUGGUAUGACAUGGAUUGGAUAUGUUGAUUAGUUGUUCACAGAGUUUAUAUUUUAAUAAUGUGAUGCUUAAUGCAGUGAAUAUUUAUCACAGACUAAACUUGAUCUCCGCGUUACAGUUCCAUGUGAAUUAUUCUAUUUCAUAUAUCAUGCAUUUGUAUCUUGAAAAUAUAUACAUGCAUAGUUAUUGGGGGGAGGAAAACUAAAUAGGUAUAUUACUGUUCAUUGUCGAUGUCUUUCUUCCAUGCCUGUUACAACCUUUCUCCUUUGAUUUUACAACUGUUCAGCAGCUUUUUCAGUGUAUGGGAAAUAUCUGUCUGUAUUUAAGAUUUCUUGUUAAGGGACAGAUUUGAGAUCCUUUUCACAUUUGUUUGCUGUCUAUAUUUUCAAACCGAGGGUGUUGUUAUUAAACAUGUUAAAUCAUAAAUUUACUAUAACAAGCAACUGAACACAUGUUGAAAUGGCAAUGUCCUGCAAUAUAUGACAACAGGUGUACAUUUCUCCUUAUACUGUUAGAUUGUAAAAAAAUACUAGUGCUAUUUAUGCUAUUAAUGCUUAUAAUCUUUGUACAUAUAUUCCAUUUUAAAACCAAAUGCAUGUUGUAUGAAAUUUAUUCAUGAAUCCUGUUCAAUAAAUAUAUAUUUGGGGUAAGCCAAAUCAGACACAAUGGCCACCAUAUGAAGAUUGAAAAUCACUGAAGAAUGUCUCAUACAUUAUUUGCUGUGGAAAAGUUAAACACCUUCUAUUAGAUAGUUCUAACGAUACUAUUUACCUCAUUAUGAUGCAGGGCGGCGGGGUAGCUUAGUGGUUAAAACCUUCACUCAUCACGUCAAAGAUCUGGGUUCGAUUCUCCACAUGGGUGUAAUGUGUGAAGCGCAUUUCUGGUGUCUCCCGCCAUGUUAUUGCUGGAAUAUUGCCAAAAGUGGCAUAAAACCAUACCUACUCACUAUAAUGAUGCAACUAACUACGUAAGUAUUGGUUUCAAUCAACUUGGAUGUCUUUAUUUUCAAUAUCACAGAAUAAAAGUUCAAACUUGAACUGCCACAUGAGUGUUACAAAAUAAUAUAAACAACAUUUUAACUUUAAAAAGGUCACUUGUUAGAUGUGGCACUAAGUCUGUUAUUCUUUUUACGUCACUUUAGGAAAUACCCUUACCUCUGUUCUUGACCUAAAGAAGUGAAGACGUUAGGUUCUGUCCUGCAUUAAGGUUGUGUAAAGUGUUGACAUAAGUGAUUGUCUUGCAGCACCAUACACCUUACAUCAACUGAUUCCUUGUUUCAUUUAGCCAUCCUUGUUGCUUUAUUGUUUUUACUUUGUUUCAACUGUAGCUUUGUCAUAGAAACUUAUUUCAUCAUCAUCAAGCAAAUGUUCUUGUGUAACCUAUUUCCAUUCUGCUUUAUUUUUGUAUUUUGAGGGUUUGAAUCUUUGAUUUCCUCAGUGAACAUAUGAAUAAAUCCUUCUAAUCUGUCAAAGUUUUUAAGUACCUUGCAUGAACGUUACCUAGAUAGCUUCAAGGAAAAUAUGGUCUAUGCAAGAAAUCAUAUUCGACAUUAAUUAAACACAAGCUUUUGUUUUGUGAAAAUAUGUAUAUUUUGUGUCUGUCUUCAUGAAGGAUUGAAUGUCUUAACUACCACUCAUUUACAGAUCCCAUUUGUAAGAGUAUCAUUUGAUAAGAUGAAACUAUGACAUAUACAAAGCAAGGUAAAAAAUAAGGACAACGAAAAAGUGAAGGUUUACCAUCUUAACCAUGAAUUACAGUGAGGAUUGUUCUCUUGAAUGCAAGUCAAAAGGAAAUAUGCCAUGGAAAAUUUGGCUGUAUCUGUGGCUGUUUGCAAUGAUAGUCUUUUGACAAGACAGUCCUCUAUAAAUUAUGGUACUAUUCAAGAUUGUUUGGAACUGACUGUAUAUGGAAGGUUUUACAAAGAUUUUGAUUAUUAUGAUUAUUAUGACAAGAUUUUGUAAAUGGGAGUAUGGUACUUUGUUUUGUUUUGAAUGCAAUGUAGUUUAGCUUUUCUGAAUGGGAUGCUGUUAUUAUGUCAUGACUGGGAGUUUCAUACACCUCUACUAUAGAAGGCCCCUUGUCACAUAUGCAUUUAUAUGUAACAUAUUUCUUGUACUGUACAUUAUUUGUAUAUAUAUUUAUCCAAUAAAUAUUUUGAUCAUGAA